Molecule: messenger RNA, 378 nt
Organism: Colletotrichum spaethianum
Lineage: Eukaryota; Fungi; Ascomycota; Sordariomycetes; Glomerellales; Glomerellaceae
Exons: 2
Coding region: 1-378 (125 amino acids)
Source: RefSeq, a predicted model, not a curated record
AUGGAAUCCCCGCCCGGUGCCAACGGCGACAGCUCUGGGUGGGCGGCGCAGUUCAUCGGGAACUCCAUUAUCACGAUCCAUAAGAUGUACCACACAUACCGCGAGACUCUGUUGCAACUGAUCGGACCAUUCGCCAACGGCGCCGACAACAUGGAACACACGUUUUCGCCCAUCCCCGAAGACAAGACAAACCAAUUGAAACUCUCGGCGGCUCUCAAGACGCUGCCGGCCUUUUCCAAGACCAACUCCGACACGUACGACAACACCAAGGACACUGUUCUGAUGCUCAUGGGUCAGACCACAACACUGGCAAAGGACAUGCUGUCGAGUCCCGACCAGGAUAAGUGGAUACAAGCGACAGUUAAGUCCAGUGAGUAG